Molecule: messenger RNA, 3065 nt
Organism: Sclerotinia trifoliorum
Lineage: Eukaryota; Fungi; Ascomycota; Leotiomycetes; Helotiales; Sclerotiniaceae
Source: the annotation of a GenBank genome assembly
UUCUUUCUUUUCUCUUAGCUGACAUAACCUGGAUUGAAAUUGAGACCUUCAAAACCUAAACGGGGCGCUGACCCAUUCUAAGAAAAAAGGGCCUAGGUGGAAAAAAAAAAGAUCUUUCUUAACUUCAUUAGUACGGCGCUGUAUCUUCCCAGAUCCGAAUCUUUCGCUGCUUCCAUCAUAUCAUAUAUCCGAUUCUUCCCUCGUCAAUCAAAUCAAUCAUCUACCUACCUACUUUACCUACCUACCUACCUACAAUCCUCUUGCCCUCUUACUCUCUCACCCUCUCAUAACUUUUUUUGGUUUUACUAAAAUAAAAUUCUAUGAUUCGAUAAAUCAAAAUCACAAUAACAUCUUCUCUUAGAAAAAAACAUUACCGAUCAUUCAUGAGAUAAUUCAUAGAUUCCGACAGUUAUAAACCAGCAUCCUUCCAUAAACUCCGCCAUCUUCCUUUUUGCGCGUAUCCGACAAUUCCGUAGAAACGCCUCACCGUGUGAACAAAAAGUCCAACGUUCCAACAUCAACAUCAGCGUCAACGUCUACCUCAACUUUUAUUACACUUUUCAAUACCUCCUUCAUAGUCGCGAUGCCGGAAACAAAUUAUUAUUCUUCGACAACUUCUCCCACGUUUACAAAAGCCAAGAUGCCAUUCUCAUGGCCCUCACUACCAAAUCCUAUUCCUCGCAGAGUGAGACGGAGACUGAGAUCCAAGUUCCGUUCGAAUGCAUCUCCUGCUUCGUCGAUUGCUUCAAUUGAGACGUCUUUCAACCCAAAAGAUACAUUACGAGCUUUAAGGUCACAUAGAUGGUCGGUUUAUGAUGGUCAAUAUUUGAUAUUGAUCAUUAUUGCAAUAUUCUCGCUUUCAAUCAGUCAGGCUCCUGGGCCUCUCAUGAAGACUGGAGCUGCAACUCUUUUGAUGCUUGCACUUCUUAUGCCAGUUACAAGACAAUUCUUCCUACCAGUUCUCCCCAUCUUCACCUGGCUGGUCUUCUUCUUCAAUGCUCGGUAUGUGUUUUCCUCUCUUGUGUUCCGUUGCGAUUCUACUUAGGCGCUUUGUUUGUGCUCUCAUAAACUCCUCUUUCGACGUCACACACUUUCUAGAUCACUUUGUCUCUAACGGAUUUCAUAGAUUUAUUCCUGCCGAAUAUCGACCACAUAUCUGGGUUAAAGUUCUACCUGCCCUCGAAAACAUAUUUUACGGAGCAAAUAUCAGCAACAUUCUCUCAGCACACCAAUACGUAGUUCUUGAUGUCCUCGCAUGGUUACCUUACGGUAUUUUACACUUUGGAGGUCCCUUUGUCUGGGCUGCCCUGAUGUUCCUCUUUGGUCCUCCUGGCACCGUACCAGUUUUUGCACGAACAUUCGGCUAUCUCAACAUUAUCGGGGUUGCGAUUCAAUUAAUCUUUCCAUGUUCGCCUCCAUGGUAUGAGAAUUUGUAUGGUCUUGCGCCUGCAAACUAUUCCAUGGAAGGAUCACCUGCAGGACUUGCACGAAUUGAUUUGCUAUUUGGCUUCGAUAUGUACACCACAAACUUCACCGCAUCACCGCUAGUGUUUGGCGCCUUCCCAUCAUUGCAUUCUGGUAAUGCAGUUUUAGAAGCACUUUUCAUGAGCCAUUGCUUCCCAAAGCUACGACCAUUUGUUAUUGGAUAUGCUAUGUGGAUGUGGUGGGCAACAAUGUAUCUAUCUCACCAUUACGCUGUCGAUCUCGUCGCUGGUGGUUUCCUUGCUGCCAUUGCCUUUUACAUCUCCAAGACGAACUUUUUGCCAAGAAUUCAGUCAGACAAGAUGUUCCGUUGGGACUACGAUUAUGUUGAGAGAGGCGAUGCGCCAGCCGGCAUUUAUGAAUAUGGACUUGCAGUACUAGACCAAGAUUUCCGUCAUGACAGCAGCGAUGAAUGGACCAUGGGAUCAUCUUCUUCAUUCUCUUCUGGAUCGAGAAGCCCUACUGACGAGAAUGGCUCAGCAUGGGAAGGUGAUACUUUGGCAUCGCAAGCUUCAGAUAGUGAGCUCAGUGAGGUCAUUGUUAGAUGAUCUUUUUUACGUCUGCAAUAGCACUGCACUCGACAGGAGUAAUUUCUUCCAACUUUCAAGUUGGUAGAUAUUAUCAUCAUGAUUUUACGGCAUUAUCAUGUUACGGCGUUAGCAUAUGAGCGACUUCUACCUUAAUUCGACCCCCAAUUCCGACUUUACCUGGAUUACUGGACGGUUCGAAUCUUUGUAAAUAUACCUCUUUUAACUACAUUCGGGACCAUUCAAUUCGAAGAUUUGGAUACACGAGUUCCUUACAGUAUAUACUAAUGAUAAUACUGCCGGAAUCGAUAAACCAUGGCGAUCUGCUGCGUCAUUUCGACAUUGGCAAGCGAUUCUUGGCUACCAUUUCGAUUUCAACUUCACUUCUUCUUGUCCAUACUACAUGGAUACGGGCAUUUUUUUUAUUUAUUCGCCCACUUUGUGUGAAUAAAACGUCCAACUAUCGCUAGAGUUACCGCCGCUUUUACCUAUUCUCUUGGGGAUUUUAUAGAGAAAAGUUUGUGCUGGGCUCGCUAUGUAUAUUCUCUACUUUUUAUGAGAAUUCUUUAUAAAGUCUCUCGCUGAAUAUAGAUUCUUCGAUUAUUCUUCUUUAUUUUUUGUGGUGAUGAGGUGGAUGAGGAGGAAUUUUAAUGUCAUGGAUGGAUGUAAUGAGUAUAGGAGUCAGUAAAUAGAUGGGAUUCCGGAAUGGUAUACCAAAACUUGUUUUGGUUCGGGAUACAACUGUCACUAUAGACUUGACUCGGGUUGAACCGAAUUGAAUUGGGGAUGGGAUGGAUGAGAUGAGAUUAUCACACACUUUUUGGAUUUUUAAUGACCUUGGGAUGUGAUUCACUGAGAGGAAAUGGAAAAGAUGGAGGGGGGAUUGGGUUCUCGUUUCCUUGAAGGGAAGAGAGGAUUUGUCGGGUGUGUGUGUAGUUGAAAGUAAUGAAAUAAAAAGAAGAAGAGAAAGAAUAAGAAGAAGACGAUGAUGAUGGAUGAUACGAUAAUUGAAUGAAUUAAAUGAAAUGAAACGAGCGUACCUCGAGUUGAACAAAU